This is a messenger RNA of Haliaeetus leucocephalus (bald eagle), 1035 nucleotides long. RefSeq names its product dihydrouridine synthase 4-like (S. cerevisiae) (gene DUS4L). The transcript has 4 exons. The record is from RefSeq and is a predicted model, not a curated record. Lineage: Eukaryota; Metazoa; Chordata; Aves; Accipitriformes; Accipitridae. The coding region runs from base 489 to 965 and encodes 158 amino acids. Gene Ontology annotation, biological process: tRNA processing. Gene Ontology annotation, molecular function: tRNA dihydrouridine synthase activity; flavin adenine dinucleotide binding.
CCGCAGCCCCCGCCCUGCGGGGAGAGGCGGAGGGAGCUGGGCCUGUAGCGGGAGGACGAGGGACAGCGGGCCUGCGCUGAAGCGGGGGCGGUUCUGGCCCGACGUGAGGAAAACCUUUCCCCGUGAGGCUUGUGGGGGCAGGGCAGGGGCUGCCCUGAGCCCCUGGUCCGGCCUCGGAGCCGGCCCUGCGCGGAGGGGUGGGCUGGAGACCUCCCUUCCAGCCUGAACGACCCGUACUGCGAGGAGUGAAAACUACUACAACGGGGGGGUUACGAAGGACAGCGGGGCGCCCGGCGCUCGUAGCUGGUGGCGGCGAAAGGCUUGCUCCUGACGCUGUGCGAGUGAGGGGCUUCUUGCGGAAAGCUUUACCAAAACGGCAGUCCGGUGUAAGGUCUAAUGCUUUGCUGCAUGGCCGGUGAGAAAUAGCUGAGUUACUUACACGCAAACACUGUUUGUUUUUCCAGAUGCUAAAAGAGCGUUAAUUAUUCAUGAUUGGUGACAUCGUAGAAACUAAACGAUGCCAACUAAAAGAUCCCAUGGAUUUGUUUCAUUCUGGGCAAGCUGUAAAAAUAUGUGCCCCUAUGGUCCGCUACUCAAAGUUGGCUUUCAGAACCUUGGUUAGGAAAUACAGUUGCGAUUUGUGUUACACACCAAUGAUAGUAGCAGCUGAUUUUGUGAGAUCUGCAAAAGCUAGAGACAGCGAAUUCACAACAAACAAAGGUGAUCAUCCAUUGAUUGUUCAAUUUGCUGCUAAAGAAGCACAGGUUUUGUGUGAUGCUGCCCGUAUCGUCUGUCCUUUUGCAGAUGGCAUAGACCUAAACUGUGGCUGUCCUCAGAGAUGGGCGAUGGCAGAAGGUUAUGGUGCUUGCUUAAUAAAUAAACCAGAACUAGUUCGAGAUAUGGUGAGACAUGUACGGAAUCAGAUCGACAACCCUAGAUUUUCAGUAUCUAUUAAAAUAAGGUAGGUCUAACUUAAGUGCUGUUUGUGGUACAUGGAAGAACCCUUUUAAUGUUAGUGUAGUAGUUACACUGUAU